CGAAACAUCGAAAUAUUUUCGGCACAAGCUGAAACCAAGCAAAAAAUGACCUCCAAAGAAGACGCAAAAGGCGCCUCGGUUGAGGAGAGAAGGCGCAGCCCUCUUGACCAUCUUCCACCUCCAGCAAACUCCAACAAACCUCUCACACCGUUCAGCAUUGAGGACAUAUUAAACAAACCUUCAGUAAAACGAGGUUAUGCUCUGUGCGGUUCAGCGCAUCUGAUUUCAGCCGGAGAGAAGCUGCAGAGUUCGGCACAUCCGCUAAACAGCCGCGCUCUGCUCACCCACACAUCUCCUCUGUGCGCACUGGAGGAACUCGCCAGCAAAACCUUUAAAGGACUGGAAGUCAGUGUUCUGCAGGCAGCUGAAGGGAGGGACGGUAUGACACUUUUUGGACAGAGGAAUACCCCCAAAAAGCGAAGAAAGUCGAGGACAGCCUUCACCAACCAUCAGAUCUACGAGCUGGAGAAGCGCUUCCUCUAUCAGAAAUAUUUAUCCCCCGCAGACCGGGAUCAGAUCGCGCAGCAGCUCGGCUUAACCAACGCGCAGGUCAUUACCUGGUUUCAGAACCGACGAGCUAAGCUUAAACGUGACCUGGAGGAGAUGAAGGCGGACGUGGAGUCAGCUAAAGCUUUGGGUUCGGUACCCUUUGAGAAGAUGGCUAAAUUAGCGGACCUGGAGAAAUGUGCUAACGGCAUUGGUGGGCCUCCAGGUAGCGAGGCUGCGAGGCUGUGCGGGCGGGACCGGGAAAGCGCCGGUCUGCGGCACCGACCUUCAUCUCCUCUAUCCCCCCUCACAGAUCACACCACCAGCAAAGACAGCUCCGACGAUGAUGAGGAGGAAAUCGACGUCGAUGACUGAUGCUCUUAAGCAACUUUCAGAGAUUCUUUCUUCUGAAAGCGCGUUUCUAGAUUAUAAAGUGCCAUUAAUGCACCAAAUGUAUUUAAAAGACUCGAGACAAAAGAAAACUCUCAAAAGCAUGGACAGUUUUCUCAGAUUUAUUUAUGCAAUGAUAGCUAAUCUAAACAUCGCAAUCAUGUAGCUUAUUUAUUUUUAACCAACUGUAGUUGAUGCAAAGCAAUAAGCACCCUUACACACACACACACACACACACACACACACAUACACCGUCGCCCAGUUAUUUAACAUUGAAAAUUCACAAUGUUUUUAAAAAAAUAUAUAAUGCAUGUCAUAAUUUUUGUUAAAAUUUUAUUUUUUAUUCAGAUAACUGCAGAUCUGAAAUGAAUACCCCCCAAAACGUUUUUAAGCUGCGUGUCAGUGAAGUGCGUUUAUAGGACUGUAACCUUCAACAUUUGAUACGUUUUGUUACCAAACAUUUAAUAUUAACGUUAUUGCGUGAACAAACAGCAUUCUUCAUUACUCUGGUUGCAUCUAUACAGUCACGUUUUAAAUAUAUUUCUUAUGUUUUGUAUGCCUGUAAGUGCCUUUUAAACCAAGACACCAUC
Messenger RNA from Trichomycterus rosablanca, 1466 nucleotides. RefSeq names its product ladybird homeobox 1a (gene lbx1a). Gene Ontology annotation, cellular component: nucleus. The transcript has 2 exons. Gene Ontology annotation, molecular function: DNA-binding transcription factor activity, RNA polymerase II-specific; sequence-specific double-stranded DNA binding. Lineage: Eukaryota; Metazoa; Chordata; Actinopteri; Siluriformes; Trichomycteridae. Gene Ontology annotation, biological process: regulation of transcription by RNA polymerase II. The record is from RefSeq and is a predicted model, not a curated record. Bases 46 to 861 code for a protein of 271 amino acids.